Messenger RNA from Gaeumannomyces tritici R3-111a-1, 1521 nucleotides. RefSeq lists its product as hypothetical. The transcript has a single exon. NCBI's taxonomy places the organism in Eukaryota, Fungi, Ascomycota, Sordariomycetes, Magnaporthales, Magnaporthaceae. The record is from RefSeq and is a predicted model, not a curated record. The coding region runs from base 1 to 1521 and encodes 506 amino acids.
AUGCACUCAUCUCGCCACUGGUGCGCCGCGGCGUUCUUUGUCUCGACAGUGUUGGGCGCUGCGGUACCGUCGCCGAACAUCAAGUCGGCGAGAGAUGCCGAUGCUGCAUUCCAGAACACUGCCAGCAGCCUCGUCUGGGACCGAUGCCCGUCGCGGCUAAACCAGACGCUGCUGUGCUCCAAUAUCAGCGUGCCGCUUGACUGGAACGAUCCCGGCGGUGAGAAGAUAACGCUCGGCUUCGCCAAGCUCCCCGCCAGGGAUCCGUCGAGGAGGAUCGGCAACUUGUUCAUCAGCCCGGGCGGACCAGGCAACCAGGCCUCGGGCAGUCUCUCCUCCACCGCCCGGAGGCCGGGGCGGUUGCACCCGGAGCUCCUGGACCGCUUCGACCUCAUCGGCCUGGACCCGAGGGGCGUCGGGCUCAGCACGCCGGUGCGGUGCGACAAGGACGUCUACAACAAGCGCGUCAAGUACUUUGUCGAGACGCAGGCCGAGUACGACGAGAUGGUGGCGGGCAACAGGGCGCUCUGGGAGAGCUGCCUGGCAAGGACGGGCCGGCUGGUCCACUUCCUGGACACGGUCAGCGCCGCGCGGGACCACGAGGCGGUGCGGCUCGCGCUGGGGGGAGGCGAGAAGGCCAGUUUCAUCGGUUUCUCGUACGGCUCGCAGCUGUACGCGCAGUACGCGGAGCUGUACCCGGACGGCUUCCGCGCCAUGCUCCUCGACGGCGCGCUGCAGCACUCGCAGGGGGAGGCGGCCAAUGUGCUGAUCGAGGCGACCGCGUUCGAGGCGACCCUGAGGCAGUUUUUCGCCUGGUGCGCCGCCGACAAGACGUGCCCGCUGCACGGCCAGGACGUCGAGGCCGCGUUCCACGCCGCCGUCGCGCGCGCCAGGGACGGCGGGCCCGUGCCCGCGCCGGGCUGCGACGGCGUCGGCUGCAGCACCGACGUGUCCGAGGAAGAGCUGUACCUCUCGAUCCAGGGCGGGCUGGGCCACACGUCGGACUGGGCCGCCAUGGCGCAGGGCUUGAUGGACACGGCAAAGGGCGACGCGAGCAUCUUCUCCGUCGUGCCGCGCACGGGGGACGUCUACUCCGACUCGGACGCGUACGCGUACCGCGCCGUCAUCUGCCAGGACUGGACGACGAGCCGGACGCUCACCGACCUGCGGCACAAGCAGCGCCUCGGCGACGCGGUCACGCCGUUGGUCAGGGGCCACACCCAAAUGUACACGCUCCAGGCCUUUUGUGUCGGCUGGGGCGCGGCCGUGACGAACCCGCCGCGACCCUUCAAGUACGAGGGGACGACGCCCAUCCUGCUGACAAACGCCAUGUACGACCCCAUCACGGGCUACGCCUGGGCCGUCGGCAUGGCCGAGGAGCUGGGCGGCAGCGCGACGCUCCUUACGCGCAAUGGGUCGGGACACACCAGCCUCUACCUGCGCGACGGGGACACGCCGGCGGCGCAGACGGCAUAUCUUGUCAAUCUGACAAUGCCGGCGCCUGGAACCAUUUUCAGUACAUAA